GGGACAUUUGAAAUCAGGACGCGUCACCUGUGGUAAAGUCUUCAGUUACUUCAUCGACCCUCAGUAGUGCGCUAACGCGGAGUGAACUAACUUGUGACAACGUUUGAAAUGUCACCGGACAGGACGCUUCACAGCUGAGAUCCAUAUGAACACAGGAUUUAACCAAGAGGAAAAACUUAGGUUGCCAUGUCUCUCCUUUGCGUGAGGGUUAAGAAAGCCAAACUCCACGGAUCUGUAGAUAAAUUCAACGCCUAUGUGACACUGAAAGUGCAGAAUGUGAAGAGUACGACCAUCACCGUGCGGGGAGACCAGCCAUGCUGGGAGCAGGACUUCAUGUUUGAGAUCAGCCGACUGGACCUGGGCCUCAUCGUAGAGGUGUGGAACAAAGGUCUCAUUUGGGACACCAUGUUAGGAACAUCUUGGAUACCUCUCAAAAGUAUACGUCAUUCAGAGGAGGAGGGUCCUGGCGAGUGGAUAUGUCUGGACUCUGAGGUUCUGAUGAAAGCAGAUGAGAUGUAUGGCACCAAAAAUCCAACGCCACAUCGAGUCCUGCUGGACUCUCGCUUUGAGCUGCCCUUUGAUCUCAACAUCUUCUCCACAGAAAUCCCAGAGGAUGAAGCUCGAUACUGGGCUGGUAAAUUGGAACGCAUCAAUUCUAUGGGCAUGCAUGAUGAGGAUGAAGUAGCAGGACGGCCGUUGCCAUGCGCUGCCUCUCAGUGCUGCAACUAUUUCGGAUGGGCCGACAGUCAGACUUUGGAUGACUUGGACAGUGCAAUGGAUGAUAGGGACAGUGACUACCGAAGUGAGACGAGCAGUAGUUUACCUCCCCGCUACCACACCACAGCCCAGCCCAACUCCUCGCUUCACCAGUAUCCCAUGGGACCACGCUUUCAGCAACAUAUGGACUCUUGCGCUGACUCUCUACAUAGCUUUGAACUUGACUAUAGGGACCACCAUGCAAGCAGCCCUGUGGACUCCAGUCGUUUCGGCUCUUCAGGGAACCUCAGCCAGGCUAGUUCUCAGCUCAGCGAGACUGGACAGGAAAGUGCUGUCGGUUCAGAAGUAGAGGAGUCCUACCAUUCCUUCCACAGCACUGGCUGUCGGCCAUCAAGAAAUGGACAUCACCCUACCAACGGACAUACUUCCUGGGGAGAGGGUGAAGGAUUGAAGUCCGCUCACGAUAACGGAAAGGGAAUAAGCAGCACCAAAAAGGAAGUGGUUUUCCAGUUGGACAAAUCCCCUGACAAAUCUCUUAAAAGAGCUGACGGGUCAGCGCUACUGUUCUCUCCAUCCAGAGUGCGCUGGCUGAAAGCGAUCAACAAAGUGAGAGUUCAGCUUAAGGAGGGAAAAGAGAAUGGAGAUAAUUCCAGGCAUGCUUGGGUUAAAGCUGGAAAUGGGAGUGGAAUAUUCGGAAUCGACAGUAUGCCAGAUCUGCGAAAGAAGAAAGCCAUCCCUUUGGUUAGCGAUGUGUCGCUGGUUCAGGCCAGGAAGGCUGGCAUUGCAUCUGCCAUGGCCUCACGUUCCUCCAUAAAAGAUGAAGAACUGAAGAACCACGUGUAUAAGAAAACACUACAAGCUUUAAUCUACCCCAUUUCUUGUACGACACCUCACAACUUUGAGGUUUGGACUGCCACUACGCCCACCUACUGUUACGAGUGCGAGGGGCUACUGUGGGGCAUCGCCCGGCAGGGCAUGCGCUGCACUGAAUGUGGGGUCAAGUGCCACGAGAAGUGCCAAGAGCUGCUAAAUGCAGACUGCCUCCAACGUGCGGCUGAGAAGAGCUCCAAACAUGGUGCUGAGGACCGCACUCAGAACAUCAUCAUGGCCAUGAAGGAUCGCAUGAAGAUUCGCGAGAGGAACAAGCCUGAGAUCUUUGAAGUCAUCCGAGAUGUGUUUGUGGUUAGCAAGGCCAUCCAUGCUCAGCAGAUGAAAACCAUUAAACAGAGCGUGCUGGAUGGAACCUCAAAGUGGUCGGCCAAGAUCACCAUCACGGUUGUUUGUGCUCAGGGUCUGCAGGCUAAAGAUAAGACCGGUUCCAGUGACCCCUAUGUGACGGUCCAGGUGGGUAAAACCAAGAAGAGGACCAAGACUAUUUACGGCAACCUCAAUCCUGUCUGGGAGGAGAAGUUUCAUUUUGAAUGCCACAACUCCUCCGACCGCAUCAAAGUGCGUGUUUGGGAUGAAGAUGACGACAUAAAAUCGCGAGUGAAGCAGCGUUUAAAGAGAGAAUCCGAUGACUUCCUGGGCCAAAGCAUCAUAGAGGUGCGCACGCUGAGUGGAGAAAUGGACGUUUGGUAUAACCUGGAAAAAAGAACAGACAAGUCUGCGGUUUCUGGUGCCAUUCGCCUUCAGAUCAGCGUGGAAAUCAAGGGUGAAGAAAAAGUGGCUCCCUAUCACAUCCAGUACACCUGUUUGCAUGAGAACCUCUUUCACCACAUCACAGACGUCCUUGGCCUGGGUGGGGUGAAGAUCCCUGAUGCCCGUGGCGAUGAUGCCUGGAAGGUCUACUUUGAUGAUGUGGCCCAAGAGAUAGUGGAUGAGUUUGCAAUGCGCUAUGGGAUUGAAUCCAUCUACCAGGCCAUGACGCACUUUGCAUGUCUUUCGUCUAAGUAUAUGUGUCCCGGGGUUCCUGCUGUGAUGAGCACCCUGCUGGCCAACAUCAACGCCUACUACGCCCACACCACCGCAUCCACCAAUGUCUCCGCCAGCGACAGAUUCGCUGCAUCCAACUUUGGGAAAGAACGAUUUGUCAAGCUGUUGGAUCAACUUCACAAUUCUCUGCGCAUUGACCUCUCAAUGUAUCGAAAUAACUUUCCUGCGAGCAGUAAGGAGCGUCUCCAGGACCUCAAAUCUACUGUUGACCUCCUGACCAGCAUCACCUUUUUCCGGAUGAAGGUCCAGGAACUGCAAAGUCCUCCAAGAGCCAGUCAGGUUGUGCGAGACUGUGUGAAGGCCUGUCUCAACUCCACCUAUGACUACAUCUUCAACAACUGUCAAGAGCUGUACAGUCGCCAGUAUCCUCAGAUUGGAGACACGAAUAAGGAAGAAAUCACUCCGGAGGAUCAAGGUCCGAGCAUUAAGAACUUGGACUUCUGGCCUAAACUUAUCACCCUUAUUGUGUCCAUCAUCGAGGAAGAUCGCAACUCUUACGGUCCUGUACUAAACCAAUUUCCUCAGGAACUGAAUGUGGGGAAGUUAAGCGCUGAAGUCAUGUGGAAUCAGUUCUCUCAGGAUAUGAAAUAUGCCAUGGAAGAACAUGAGAAGCACCGGCUGUGUAGGAGCGCAGACUACAUGAACCUGCACUUCAAGGUCAAAUGGCUGUACAACGAAUAUGUCAAGGGUCUGCCGGCCUUCAAGGGAGCCGUGCCUGAGUACCCAACAUGGUUCCAGCAGUUCGUCCUACAGUGGCUGGAUGAGAAUGAAGACGUGUCAAUGGAGUUCAUGCAUGGAGCUCUGGAGAGAGAUAAGAAAGAUGGAUUCCAGCAGACGUCUGAGCAUGCCCUCUUCUCCUGUUCGGUGGUGGAUGUCUUCACUCAGCUCAACCAGAGCUUUGAGAUCAUCAAGAAACUGGAGUGUCCCGACCCCAAAGUCAUGGCCCUCUACAGCCGCCGAUUCGCCAAGACCAUCGACAAAGUUCUCCUUCAGUACAGCGCCAUUCUCAAGAAGAUCUUCCCAUCCUAUUGUGAUAAAGAGAAGAUUCCGUGUGUCUUGAUGAAUAAUGUGCAGCAGUUGCGUGUCCAGCUUGAGAAGAUGUUUGAAUCUAUGGGUGCUAAACAGCUGGAUGAAAGUGAGGAAGAGUGUGAUGAAGAGUCUCAGGAGAUGGAUGUCUCCGAGGAGGAGGUGGUGAUCAGCGGUACACAGUUGGACACAGAAGCCAGUGACAUCAUGAAUGAUCUACAGGUCAAACUCAACAAUGUUCUGGAUGAGCUGAGCGGCACAUUUGGAAACGCGUUUCAGAGCCGCAUCGACGACUGCAUGCGACAGAUGGCCAGUCUCCUGUACCAGAUCAAGGGUCCCGUGAACACCAACAACCGUAACCAGGUUGAGGUGGAUUCUGAUAACAUGCUGCGGCCGCUCAUGGACUUCUUGGAUGCAAAUCUGAUGCUGUUCGCGUCGGUGUGCGAGAAAACGGUCCUGAAGAGAGUUCUGAAGGAGCUGUGGAGGAUCGUGAUGAACAGCCUCGAGAAAACCAUUAUACUUCCUCAAGGCAAUGACACCUUUGGAAUGUUUUUUUCAGCAGCUAAAGAACUGGGUCAGCUGUCCAAACUCAAGGAUCACAUGUCUGGUGAUGCUAAAAGCCUGUCGCCUAAGCAGUGUGCCGUGAUGGAUGUGGCGUUGGAAACCAUAAAGCAAUACUUCCACGCUGGUGGAAAUGGCUUGAAAAAGGCGUUCCUGGAGAAAAGCCCAGAGCUUUCCUCACUGCGACACGCGCUGUCCCUUUACACCCAGACCACAGACACCCUUAUCAAGACAUUUGUUACAACUCAGCAUGCGCAAGGUUCCGGAGUUGAUAAACCGGUAGGAGAAGUUUCCAUACAGAUUGACCUCUUCACUCAUCCAGGCACUGGAGAGCACAAGGUUACAGUAAAAGUUGUGGCAGCAAAUGAUCUGAAGUGGCAGACUUCAGGAAUGUUCCGGCCGUUUGUGGAGGUCACCAUGAUCGGCCCUCACCUCAGCGACAAGAAACGCAAGUUCACAACUAAAUCCAAGAACAACAGCUGGGCACCCAAAUUCAACGAGACCUUCCAUUUUAUUCUUGGGAACGAGGAUGGCCCUGAUUCUUAUGAGCUUCAGGUGUGUGUGAAGGACUACUGUUUCGGCCGCGCUGAUCGCGUAGUCGGCAUUGCCGUCGUUCAGCUGCGAGACGUCGCCCCGAGGGCCAGCUGCGCCUGCUGGUGUCCUCUGGGUGCAGGAAUACACAUCUACGACACGGGCCUCACCAUCAUGCGCAUCCUCUCCCAGCGAUCUGGUGAUGAGGUGGCCAAAGAGUUUGUGAAACUUAAAUCAGAGACCCGCUCGGCUGAAGAGGGGAGGUGAGAAUGACCCCUGACGACAAGACUGAGACUUACUGUGUCAAAAAUGAAAUGGUACAUUUCUGCGUCCGUACUGGAUUUUGACAGCCAAUGACACUCCCAAUGGUUUCCAGCGGCACCAGAUGAGGCCAAGUGAUGUGUUUUUUCCAUGAAGGAGGGUGGUCUUUAUUUCAGAAUAACGUAAAACGUUUAAAACCAUAUGCUGACACUUUAUUUAAUUUAUUGGGAACGAAAACAAGGCUGUGAUUUGUUUAGCUGCAAAGUCGUGUCAGGUACAUAACACAAGGGGUCGUUGAACAUUUUGGCUUCAACCAACUCAACUGUGAUUAUUCACAAAUUUCGCAUUUGAGAAUGGAUCUCCGACCAGUUGGUGGUGCUGUAAGUGUACGAGUCAGCUAGCGUCUUUCGCAGAGUAAAGAUUCCUCUCAUGUUUGUGCACUUUUGUUUCAUUGUUCGCUCUAUUAUUGCCUUAUUUAAUUGAUGCUGUGAACGUGUCACGUUAAAGCGAAGAUGUUUGUGAUUGUUGUGGCCCCUAAAAUAGUUUUAGGGUUUUAUUAUAUCGCUCUGUGUCAUGAAGUGUUUCUUUGCAUGAAUGAAAGACAUCAUAUUAUAGUGCAAAAACUGUCAUUAUUAAUUCACAUUUAUCUAGUCACAUCAAGAAGCAUAUGCAUUUAAAACACCGUUUCCAAACCGGGUCGCAUGCGACAUUUCCACCAGUGCCUUUUUUAGGCUUGUGACCGCUCAGAUUUGUACAGUUUCUACCAUUCAUUUUAAAUGUAGAGCGGUACUUCCUGUAAAACCAGUUUGACCAGCAGGUGGCGUUAGCAACUUCAAGCUCAAACGUGCACCUGUCUCACUUACUUUUUUUCUGCGGAAAUGACAUCACAGGUUCACCUGCAUCGCUAUUGGACAGUAUUGAAGCUAGACUUUUCAUGAUUUAGCUAUGUAUGUGUAGAUCUGUGAAUGCUUGAUAGAUUUUUUUAUGUGUGUUUUUUUAUAUUGUUGUAUAUUCACUGGAAGGGCUGUUAAAUAGCGUCAAUAGAUUUUAGAGAAAGAUUAUAUAAAUUAAGACGUUAAUAAAGAUAUUUAAUCAAUUUAACUCGAAUAAGAUUAAUGAUCUUUUAAAAUCAAAAUGUGACAAUGUAUAUCACUUUGAAGAGGCCUUAUUUGAUUAUUUCUGAUGUUUUCUAUUCAAGCUAUUUUAACCUCUUCAGUUUAAGUGAUUUAAGUGUUUUUUCUCCUUAUUUUAGGUAAAGACAAAAUUGUGACUUUCUUUUCUUUGGUGAAGUUUUUGUAUUUUGUUCAUUUUACUGUGAGAGGGGGUUAACUGUUCCUCUUUGACUGAAGUUUCUUCUGUUUUUCAGUUAAGGAAUUUUGCACUGUGUUUUGUUUUCCACAAACCUGUGAAAAUCGGAGGGGAAAAAAGACGGUAGCCCUCAGUUGUUGCCUGUGCAAAAAAGCCUCAUAUUGUGUGUCCAAAUUUCAAUGUUGCAUUUUCACAAAAAACACUGCCAAUGUUUACUGUAAGAUGUCGGUUUAUAUUGCCAAUCGUUAUUGAACCUGUUGUUAAUUUCGUAGUCCGUGUCACUUUAUCACUUUUAAUACUGUUGAGUACUGUUACUGUACUGUUGUUUUAGACCAGCAGUGUUUGGGAAACUAUCACUCUCUAUAAUAUACAACAUUCCUUGUGCCAACUUGUGGAAGUUCUCACAUUUAUCAUUUGUAAGUUUUUUUUAACUAUUCAACCAAUUCAACAAUGUACAGGACUGAAUAGAUUUAUUUCACAUUUUAAAAGUUUUAUCGGUAUUGUAUACAGUCACUGAUGAAGAAAGAUGUGUUAUUAAAAUGUAUGUGUGUGCACUCCAACAAAUGAAUUUAUACAUAAAGUAUCU
This is a messenger RNA of Triplophysa rosa, 6925 nucleotides long. RefSeq names its product unc-13 homolog Bb (C. elegans) (gene unc13bb). Gene Ontology annotation, biological process: synaptic transmission, glutamatergic; synaptic vesicle priming; neuromuscular junction development. The record is from RefSeq and is a predicted model, not a curated record. Gene Ontology annotation, molecular function: syntaxin-1 binding; calmodulin binding; phospholipid binding. The coding region runs from base 187 to 5037 and encodes 1616 amino acids. NCBI's taxonomy places the organism in Eukaryota, Metazoa, Chordata, Actinopteri, Cypriniformes, Nemacheilidae. The transcript has 43 exons. Gene Ontology annotation, cellular component: terminal bouton; neuromuscular junction; synaptic vesicle membrane.